AUGUACUGGGCAAGUGGAAUUGCAAAAGCUUUAGAAGUUCGUUGGCCUGAUUUUUCUUAUUUUAGCGAAACAGAUUCGAGUAAUUCCAUUGAUUCAUCAGAGUAUGAAGAAGAGUUAGUAGAGGAUACCGCGCAUAAGCUCUCAGUUUCUGUAAAGGAUCCCUCAAAAAAAAUUAUAAAAUUAAAACGUAAUAAAAGCGGAAAUUUAUUUGUUACCAUUACAAAAGAAUCGAUUCAAUUAUGGAUUUUUAGGCCUACAGCUUUAGUAUCACAAGUCACUAGAACUGAAAAAUCACUCGCAGAAUAUGGUGAAAACAAUGAUGUUUAUUGGAAACCAGAUGGGACUCUUAUCAUUGUUCAGACAGAUCAAAAUUGUUUAUUUACAUAUAAUGUCAUGCCAUUGGAUGAUAAAAGUUAUAAAUAUCAAUUUGGCAAUGUACCUCAUCAUUAUACUACUGGUGUUGGUGAAGGCAACGGAAUAAAAACAUUUUUAUUAAAAUUCAGAAUGACGAUUAGAAUUGAUGCUGGUAUGAAUGCUGGCUUAGGAACUGAAGAAUAUCUAAUUGUUACUACAAAAAAUCCCACUGCUAUUCAAUGUAUACCUUGGAAUGGAGAUCCAAGUGCAACUAAAACAAACAUUUUAGCCAGACUGGAAUUUUUGGAAAAUAAAAAAUGUUUUCGCGAAAAGAAAACUUUUACUGAGCUACUCGAAAAUGCCUCAUUAAAGUACACUGGCUUACAAACAGGCGAUUUUCCAGAUAUUUAUGUGACAUGUCAAUUAUUUGGCGGUAAUAAACCACUUACAAUACCCGUUCGAACUUCUUAUAAAUCAUUUCAGAAUCAUUGGUUGUGGAGGAAAUUUUGUAGUUUGUUAUUUGUUAAAAAAGAACAUUUUGUUUUAGAUUCUGAAUACUUGGAAAGUAAUACUUUUGUGGAUGUUGAAUGGUACUCUAAAUAUGAAACUAUUACUCAAAUGAUUGUACUGCAAUCUUCUCAAAAAAUUGCAGAAGAUAAUGAGAUGGCUAAUCAUCAUAAAGAAUUUUGGGAAGUUGGAGCUACAGAAAAAGAAUUAUGG
Messenger RNA from Entrophospora sp. SA101, 1074 nucleotides. NCBI's taxonomy places the organism in Eukaryota, Fungi, Glomeromycota, Glomeromycetes, Entrophosporales, Entrophosporaceae. The record is from the annotation of a GenBank genome assembly.